Closterium sp. Naga37s-1 is the source of this 762-nucleotide messenger RNA. NCBI's taxonomy places the organism in Eukaryota, Viridiplantae, Streptophyta, Zygnematophyceae, Desmidiales, Closteriaceae. The record is from the annotation of a GenBank genome assembly.
AUGUCAGACGAUUGGGAUGCUGACGACUUUGAGCCGCCGCCAGUGGUGGUGGCGAAGGAGCCAGUGAAGUCAUCAUGGGAGGACGAGGAGGAGGAAGAAGCGCCGGCUUCCACCACCACUGCCUCAGCGAAGCCCAAGGGUGAGAAGAAGAAGAAAAAGGCGGAGGACAAGGGGAAGGGCAAGGAGAAGGAGGAGGGGGAGGAGGUGGUGGAUGAUGGAGUGCUUGCAGACCCUGUAGCGGAGAAGCUAAGACAGCAACGGCUCGUGGAGGAGAGCGACUUCAAAGCAACAAAGGAGCUGUUUGGUGGGAAGAAAAAGGAGGCAGAGCGGUCACUGGAUGACUUUCUACCCAAAAGCGAGGCAGACUUUAACGAGUUUGCAGACCUGAUUGCUGCUAGGAUUACUCCCCACUCGAAGAGCUUUCAUUAUGUGUCUCUCAUCAAGAACAUCCUGAGAAAGGUGGAGGCUCCGUUGGUGGGGAAGGACGCCAAGGAGAUCAGCGCCGCUGCUGCUGUGAUUGCAAAUGAGAAGCUCAAGGCGGAGAAGGAGGCAGAGAAGGGCAAGAAGAAGGGCGGUGAGUGCAGGGAGAGACGCGGGAUGAGUGAAAGCAUGUCGCAGGGACACAGAGAGGGUCAGGGAUGGGUAGCAGAAUGGGGAUCGACAGGCAGUGCUGCUGCUGCUGUGAUUGCGAAUGAGAAGCUCAAGGCAGAGAAGGGGAAGAAGGGCGGUGAGUGGGGGUGUGAUGGGAUGGGAGGGGAGUGA